Neospora caninum is the source of this 336-nucleotide messenger RNA. Its product is annotated as 60S acidic ribosomal protein P2, related. The record is from RefSeq and is a predicted model, not a curated record. Gene Ontology annotation, molecular function: structural constituent of ribosome. Gene Ontology annotation, biological process: cytoplasmic translational elongation. The transcript has 2 exons. Lineage: Eukaryota; Apicomplexa; Conoidasida; Eucoccidiorida; Sarcocystidae. Bases 1 to 336 code for a protein of 111 amino acids. Gene Ontology annotation, cellular component: cytosolic large ribosomal subunit; ribosome.
AUGGCAAUGAAAUACGUCGCCGCUUACCUGAUGGUGGUGCUGUCCGGAAACGACGCACCGACCAAGCAGCAGGUUGAGAAAACCCUUUCCUCUGUGGGUAUCGAUGUGGAAGAGGACAUUAUGGAUGCGUUCUUCAAUGCCGUCGAAGGAAAGACCCCGCACGAGCUGAUUGCUGCGGGUAUGGAGAAGCUCCAGAAGGUCCCCUCUGGCGGUGUCGCGGCUGCUGCGCCUGCGGCUGGAGCGGCGGAUGCUGGCGCCGGCGCUGCUGCGAAGGAGGAGGAGAAGAAGGAGGAAGAGGAGGAGGAAGACGACAUGGGCUUCUCUCUGUUCGACUAA